Molecule: messenger RNA, 933 nt
Organism: Aspergillus campestris IBT 28561
Lineage: Eukaryota; Fungi; Ascomycota; Eurotiomycetes; Eurotiales; Aspergillaceae
Product: urease accessory protein UreF
Exons: 2
Coding region: 1-933 (310 amino acids)
Molecular function (GO): nickel cation binding
Source: RefSeq, a predicted model, not a curated record
AUGACCAACAAGAAUAGUGCACAAGUUCUGGAGCAUGAGAUCCACGAUCUCGAGUCUCGCUUGCGAGACGCAAAGUCCCGGCUAGCGUUGACCUCUACUACACCCAAAGAUGGCGCCAAACCCAGCCCUAUACCCCACGAUCCCAUUUCCACCCCAUUAGACCCCACCCACGCGCUCCUCCUCCUCUCCGACACCGCCCUCCCCCUAGGCUCCUUCGCCUACUCCAGCGGCCUCGAAUCCUACCUAGCCCACAACAAGCCUCUCCCACCGGGCAUCACCCCCACCACCUCCUUCCACCGCUUCCUAAACCUCUCGAUUGCCUCCAUGGCAAGCACCUCGAUCCCAUACGUCCUAGCCGCGCACCGCGACCCCUCAUCCCUCGAAUCCCUCGACAACGACCUCGACGCAUCAACACCCUGCAUCGUCGCCCAGCGCGCCAGCAUCGCGCAAGGCCGCGCCCUGAUCGGCGUAUGGGAGCGGGCAUUCCGCACUACCUACGCCGCGGACCCGCUCUCGGCCGGCCCGUCAGCCUCAUCCUCGGCCGUCGCGGCGGCCGCCGCCGCAAGCGUCGAGCGGUUCUCGGACGCGCUCAAGUCCGGCUUUGAUCGCGCCGAUCAGUUGGGGCCUAAGGGCCACUUUGCGCCGCUGUGGGGCGUCGUCUGUGUCGCUAUGGGUGUGGAUGUGCGCCAGACGGCGUAUGUGUUUAUGUUGAAUCAUGCCAAGGCGGUGCUGAGUGCUGCUGUGCGCGCGUCUGUCAUGGGGCCCUACCAAGCCCAGCGCGUGCUCGCCAGCAAGGAGUUGCAGGAUAUGAUCGCGGGGCGGAUCGAGCGGGAGUGGGAGACGGCUGUGGAGGAUGCCGGGCAGGUGGUGCCGCCGUUGGAUCUGUGGGUGGGACGGCACGAGCUUUUGUAUAGUAGAAUAUUUAAUUCGUAA